Ceratitis capitata (Mediterranean fruit fly) is the source of this 1548-nucleotide messenger RNA. It is a transcript of the gene Vps36, whose product is annotated as vacuolar protein-sorting-associated protein 36. Gene Ontology annotation, molecular function: ubiquitin binding; phosphatidylinositol-3-phosphate binding. The record is from RefSeq and is a predicted model, not a curated record. Gene Ontology annotation, cellular component: late endosome membrane; ESCRT II complex. The transcript is spliced from 3 exons. NCBI's taxonomy places the organism in Eukaryota, Metazoa, Arthropoda, Insecta, Diptera, Tephritidae. Bases 212 to 1420 code for a protein of 402 amino acids. Gene Ontology annotation, biological process: protein transport to vacuole involved in ubiquitin-dependent protein catabolic process via the multivesicular body sorting pathway.
UUUCGAUUAAAGUGAAUUUUAUCGGUACGUCGUAGCAUUGGAUUAGAGUGAUUAACAUCGGAACAACACGCGUUGUAGUCUGUAAAUACCUUAAUAAGAUUUGAAAUCAUCUGUUCGCUAAACAAACAAAGUGACGUUAUUCAUUGUUAAAUUGCUUAUUGUAUUUUUUUACCCAAAAAUCAAUUUGUUUUUUUUUGUUUGCAAUGCAAAAAUGAAUCGCUUCGAAUAUGUGGAAGCCCGUUUACAUGACGAAGAAACCUUUGUGAGUCGCGAUAGAAGUGUUAAAAUUUAUGAUGGAGAUGAAAAAACAGAAUAUGAAGAUGGUGAAGUUGUGCUCACCACUCAUCGUUUAUUUUGGGGCCGCCCUGGUGAAAUUGCGCGAGCUGCAAUAACACUAUGCCUUUCCCUACGACAUGUGAUAUCGCUAAGUGAAGAAACGGCUAGCUCAUACUUUUUUGGUCGUAAGACUCGUUAUAUAUUAUAUUUACGUGAGCCAACGCCGGAUAAGGCUCCCGGUCCAAUCGAUCAUAGUCCACACGGUCAUAUCAAACUAUCAGGAAAAAAUGGUUUGUCACAAGAAUUUGGCAGUGCAUUGCGCCAAACUAUCGAAGCUCGUAUUUGGGAAGUAAUCAUUAUACCGAGACCCUUAUCGCAGGCGGACAAUGCACAGUCUCCUAACAGCAGUGCGAAUCAAGCACAAUUACGGCUGAAAAUGCGUACUGGUAUUGGUGGAAUCGAACGAUCGAUUGAGGCAAAGGCUAAAGAGACAGACGAAAAUAUAGCCUUAGCUUUUCAAGACCUUAAUGUACUCAUGGCCAUGGCAAAAGAUAUGGUUGCAAUAUCGAAGGUGAUAAGUACAAAAAUCCGAGAGCAAAAGGGUGAAAUUUCUGAUGAUGAAACAGUGCGUUUUAAAUCUUAUUUACUUAGUUUGGGCAUAGACGAUCCAGUGACGCGUGACAAUUUCAGUAGCAAUUCUGAGUAUUUUCGCAGUUUGUCCCAGCAAAUUUGUGAAUUAUUGUUGGACCCAAUUGAGGAACAAGGUGGUAUGAUGUCGCUGGCCGAUGUAUAUUGUCGAGUAAAUCGUGCUCGUGGCCUUGAAUUACUCUCACCGGAAGAUUUGUUGCAUGCUUGCCAGCAAUUAAAUGGUCCUAUAAAAUUACGAAAAUUUCCGAGUGGAGCAAUGGUACUGCAAUUGGAGUCUCAGGACGACGAAGUGGUAGCAGAGGACACGCUGGACAAGGUGAAAGCAGUGAAAUCCUUGGCUGUUGAAGAACUAGCUAAGGAUUUAGGCAUUUCAUUGCUAUUAGCAAAGGAACGGCUAUUGGCGGCUGAACGAUUGGGAAAAGUAUGUCGAGACGAAUCUGUUGAAGGCUUACGGUUUUAUCCGAAUUUGUUAUUACAUAGAGAUAUGGAUAGUUAAGAAAAACUAUAGAAUGUGUCCUAUAUAUGCAUACAUACAUAAGUAGAUAUGUAACAUAUGUGGUUUAAGAUGUAUAAAUAUUAUUAAUUUUUUCGUAAAAUAUAAAGCUUUCAUAUUGUUCCAAUUUA